AUGUACCGGCAAAACUCGGCUCCCAGUCUUGCCGAGCGGCUGAAUAGCCGACGACCCAAACGAAAUGGGGAGGUUGGACUUGGUGGUUCCAGUCUGCAUGCUACCAGACCGCGCCAUAAUAUGGUUGGAUCCUCGUCGAACGGUUUGGCCAGGUCGCCUAACAAUAAUAAUACUCGUAAUAAUGCGGAUGACAAUGACGACAAUCCGAAUGAUGACAAACUCCGCCAAAAGUUACUGGAGCAGUUACAAUGUCUGGGCAAGCAUUUGGCCGGGAAUGUGGUGGAUUUUCUGAUUGAAGAAGUCGAAAAGAAAAUUCUAAAUGACUAUGCCAAGGCUGCCAUGGGAGAAGAAUCAAAUGCCGGAAUGGAUGACGACGAAGAGGAAGAAGAGUCCAUGGGAGAUUCUAAUUUGGAUAUUCUGCAGUCGUCGGACGAGGAAGAAGAGGAGGAACAAGAAGAAUCAGAAGUAGUAGAGGAGAAUGCUUUCGAGGACGAAGACGAAGACGACGAAGAGGAAAUGAAAUUUUUCGGUCGUCCUGCCAGGGGAGGUGGUGGGCUUGGGUCAUUAUACGGUAGUGGUGGCAGGGGCAAUCUCCAGAAUCCUUCUUCUUUGGGGAGAGGUAGAAAAGGCGGGCUAUAUGCGGGAGGCGAUGAUAGCGAUUCAUCCCUGGGACUUGCCGUUGGUGGGGGUGGACCAAAGCCAAGUAGGACUGCUGCUGCCAGCAAUAGCCGAAACAAUGGAGGGCUCUACGGUGGUGGUGGUGCUGGAUUGGGUGGAAACUUGUAUGGCGGAAACAAUUCUCUUGGAAUGCGAGGAGGAGAUCAGAAAAACAAAACCAAAAAUGGUGACGUGUCUCCCAGUAUGCCUAGUCGAGGCCUGCGAUCAGGUGGAAACAGACAGCGAUCGGUCUCCCCUCGACGGAAUACUAUUCAAGGGGGCUCUUUGCAGCCACAGCAACAACAAGCACCCAAAAUUGGAGCAAAAUUUGGGCGUCGACUAUCAGCGACUGCUCUUCUGACAGAAGAAGAUGAAGAGGACGAUGACGAGGACUUGCUUCCGUCACCAGCAAGUCGCUUUGGAGCGGCAUCAGCGGAGAAUCCUUAUCGAAGAAAUGCUACACUGCCACCACGGCUCAAUGCCGAGUCACCUCCAAAUUCUCCGAAAUCUCGAACCUCAUUUUUGUCACCCAAUUCGUCUCCCAAACGUUCUGGUGGCAAAUUGGACCUCAGUAGGUUUGAAAAGGGAUCUCCAAUGGCAUCUCCCAAACGCAGCAACCAGCUUCUCAGCAUGGCGAGCUUGGAUCAUUCGGAUAAAUCAAAUGACGGAGGGGGCACCCCGGAUUAUCGACGAAAACUUGCAGGCAACGCCAAAAGGCCCAGCAGAUUAUCCAACUCGGACGAUAGCCUGUCGCCCAAGCGGAACAGUCGGAAUAAAUUGGGCUCGUCCCCGUCGCCCAAGAGAGAAAGCCCCAAACCUGCCGUAAAGGCUCCCGGCAAAAGAGCCCAGAGGCCAUCGCUGAUGGUGAAACAAGGAUCUGUCCGACAAGUCAUGAGCAUGUUCGAGUCAAAGGAAAGCAGAAGGGCCGCCGGAAACAGAACUGUCAUGCCGCUAUUGCGGGAGAGCUCGGUUAAACAUAUUAUGGACUCGCUGGAAGAGGAUCAAGACAAAAAUCAUCAGGAUGGUGCCGACAAUCCAAACGAAGCGCCAUCUGACUUUCAAACGCCUCCGAAUAUGCCAACACGCACCCGUACACCUCCUAAAAUGCCUUCCAGAUCACCAAAUCAGUCACCCAAGCGAGGAGUUCAGCGCAACACCAGUGGAAUUCGAAUGCAGCGCUUUUUGGAAAAGAAAUCCAACAAUGACCGGCCGAAUAGUGGAGUAAAAGCAUUUCUUUCCAAGAAGGGAAGUGGCAGCUCCAAUGGAAGCAGUGGUUCCAUUGGCCGGAAUAAACCCUCUCUCGCGCGAAAGACCAGCGGGGGAAAACGGGGCGUGGAACGAACUGCUAGUGGCAUGAGACGAGGGGGGCGUCCAGGUUUGACACGACAGUUUAGUUUCGGCAGAACCAAGGGGACGGCCAAAAGUAGCAGUUUUGGAAUGUUCGCCCGUGACAGCGUCACCAACAAGCUCUCCAACGAAACGCGAAAACAAAAGCGAAUAUUCAAAACCCAAAAUGCUCUUCGCAAACUCAAAAGAGCGACCGAACACAAAUCAUCAGGUGAUAGUUCCGAGGGUUCUGACUCACAGCUCGACGAGUCCAACUACGACCUCGACAACUUGCUUGGAUCGUCAGUCACGAUAAAGGUACCUCUGCCUUGCGGGGUGAAGCAUCACUGCGCACUGUUGUUUGUGGACAUUUCGGGAUUCACAAUGCUUUCGACUCGUCUCAAGGUCGAGCAGUUAUCAAAGACAAUCAACGCUUACUUCCAGUUGAUUGUUGAGCACAUUGAGGCGUUUGGUGGAGAUGUCCUCAAAUUCGCUGGUGACGCUGUGUUUGUGGAGUGGCGAUCAACUCGAUCGUCCUUGUUGGCAACUAGUCCGCAUGAUCCACACGAUGGCAUGUACGGAGGCGAGGGUCUGGGGGAUGAGAAGGCUGUUAUCACGGCCGCAGCUUGCGCCGCCCGCAUCAUUGAUAAGUGUACAGACUACGAGGUUAUGGACGAAGAUGGCAAGAAGGUUGCCACACUCAAUCUGCAUUGUGCUAUCGGUUACGGCGAAGUUAUUGGGGUUCAUCUUGGUACUAUCGACAGAAUGGAAUACUUCAUCAUUGGGGACCCCAUCAAGCAGGUAGCCACAGCGAUGGAUCUCGGGAAAAUGGGCGAGGUUGUGGCGUCGCCGGAAUGCUUGAAGUAUCUCGAAGGCAAACCAGCUUCACAACCUAAAGUCAUUCUGUCCAAGUCCAACAAGUUUCUGAAUCCGAAGCUAAUGCUGGUAAAACCCGAGAAGAGAAAGAAAAAUCAAGGGAAUUCUUUUGGAGAUCGCCUUGAUGAUUGGGACGUGCUGGCUUUGAAGAGCCUCCAAAAGCUCAUGUCGCCGUAUGUACACCCGGUUGUUGUAGACAACCCUUUGUUUCGGAAAGGGUAUGGUUCAACACAGGACAGAUUCACAGCGGAGGCAGAGAUCAGAGAUGUGUUUACCGUCUUCAUUCAACCAAUGGUGUCAUCGCAGGUGACAGGAAACGUCAGCGAAGACUCUGAAGUGUUAGAAACCCUGCACAACAUCAUGGUCAUCGUCAACAACGAACUGCGAAGAUUCAAAGGCCAAUUGAGACAGUACACUGUUGAUGACAAAGGGAUUGUGCUCAUCGCCAACUUUGGGCUUCGUGGUUCCACGUUCCCAGAAAUGGUUGAGAGGCUUGCCAUGCCGUUUGCUACCAAUGUCCAACAAAUCCUGAAAACCAAGCUGGAUGUUGAUACUGUCAUGGGAGCAACUUACGGGAAAGCGUACUGUGGUGUAGUAGGGGGUAUCGCUCGUCACGAAUACGCGGUCCUUGGGCCUUCAGUCAACUUAGCAGCGAGACUAAUGGCGAACAAAGCCAAUAAGGGUUUUCUGGUGGACGAGGAAGUAAGGAGAAAAGCGAGCAACCGUGGCUUUGAAGGUCUCGCGCCUGUCAAGGCAAAGGGCUACAAGCAACUUGUGCCAAUCUUUGAACCAGUACUUCAGCAUAGACGAUCCUGGGGCGCUCAGGGAACCGACUUUGUUGGUAGAACAUCAGAGAUCAAGCAAAUGUUGAAGCUUGCCGAGGAUGUAAUCGAUGCUGGAGCCUCAACUCCAAUGGUUUGGGUUUCUGCGGAAAGCGGAUACGGAAAAAGUGCUUUGUUGGCCCAUGCCACUGAGAAAGUCCAAGAUUUGUGCUCCUCGAAGUCGGCUACCCAUAUUAUCCUUUGCCACGUGUGUUCGGACUCGGACUCAUUUCAGCCUCUUAGCGUCGUCGGUCCCCUCUGUCUCGAUAUUCUGGCCUUUGUGAGGAGAGACAAAGAUGAGAGUCGCUACAAGAAACCAGAUGGCUUCAAUGCGAUUGCUGCGUUGGCUAAACCUGGAUCAGAGCAUUCGCCGUUUCAGAUAUUGGGUGCAUGUCGCGACGCGGAGAUUCCUGAUACCUACAUUCGUCCAAUCUGCAGCCUGUUGCUAAAUCACUCCUGGCCGACGGAAGUUGGUGACUGCGAACGCGACGCACAGAUUUCUGAAGUUGCACGGUACAUCGUGACGCUGUUGCUGCAAUCCACAAUUCAUCUUGAUCUGGUGGUUUGGGCUGUCGAUGAUAUCCCCCAUGCAGAUCGCGGUUCCUGGAAAGUGCUUGAACUUCUGCAUCAGUACUCUUGCAAUUUCCUGCUGCUGAUGGCAUCAAGACCAGUAGCAGGAACGGAUAUGAAUGUGGAUAUUCAGUUUUGGGAACGUCUUCAGGACCAGGGGGAGAAUGACGGAUCAUUUGCCCAUCUCGAGCUACGUGCCAUGACAAGGGACGAUUUAGAUUUGCUUGUGAGGAAGUUUGCUUCGAGCAAGGGUUGGGAUGCAAAUGUCGAUUUUGCAACUAUCACAAAAGAAGUGUUUGUUCAAUCCGGAGGAGUGCCUCAUCUCGCAGCGCAAAUACUGGAGAGGAAGUCUUCAAGAAUAACAGGCAAGGGGGACUCAGGAUCGCGAAGCCCUAAGUUGAAUGGAAACAAGAAGAAGAAUUCUGCAAACUCGCUGGACCGGCUGACGAUGAGCGCUGCCAUCCGCCAACCGUCCUUCGCAAGCUUGGGAAGUGGGAGUGCCCACAGCGGAACUUCAGGUAUGGCUCAAGUUGGCGAGCACAUGAUGCAUCGCAUGGAUCUGCUGUCGCACGAGGCUCGGACGCAUAUCAACCUGGGAGCAAUUCUUGGACCGGCGUUUGAAUCUGCUGAUGUUGUUUCUGUCAUGGAAAGGUAUCGAGGAAUCAGCGAGAGCGAUAGGGAGGGACACAAGCAAUCAGUGCUUGAGAGUUUGGUGCAAGCCGCCGACAGUGGCAUAUUGGAAGAAGAUUUGACUGGUGCAGGGAACAGUAUGAGCUUCACUGCCCAGGAGACCUUCUUGGGAUCAGAGAGCGUAACCUACAAGUUCACGCAUGAUGACUGGAGAAAGAAUAUCCUGAAGGUUGUCCUUGACAGCUGGAAGCGUGACAUGUACCAGUUGCUGGCGGCAUCACUGGAAGCUCGCUUUGACUUCAAGAGCCGCAGACCGGACCGCCAAAUUCGCCAACUCUUCGAUCCGUUCAAAGGUGGGAAAAAGAAAGGCAAGAACAUCAGCGUUGCCUCCGAGUUGGCUCUCAAAAUUGGAGCGAAGAUGGCCGACAAUGGGAAAGGUCGAUACAGUGUGAGAAUAUAUCAGAGGGCUCUCGACUACUGGCUCAAAGACGAUGAAAGCAACGGAAUUCUGAUGUUUGAAGAUGAAAACGAGUCAAAAUCUGAUUUGCUGACAGGCGAAGAUUUGGAGUAUGUCUUGAAACUAAAUGCCGCCAUGGGGCGAUGCUCUUUGUUGCUCAUGGACAAGGAUAAGAGCACCGGUGCUUUCCAGGCAAACCUCGAUCUUGUACCCGAUUCCAAGGAUUUGAAAGAUCCAGCAUCGCUCUUUCCGUCUUUCUCCGGCCGUUUCUACACAAACCGCUUGGCUCGAAAAAUUGAUCACGAACCAGAAACAGACUUUGUCUACAGCUUUGUAGAGGAAGCAGAAGCCCACAAGAAUCCAAUUCACCAACUACAAGCACUCGCGAUGGAAGCGGAAGUUUUUGGCAGGGCCGGAGAAUGCGACAAAGCACUCGAAGCAUGCCAGGAGCUUCGCAAUUUGUACAAUGUAGCGACACACUCGUCUCAACUGAUUGACUUUUACGGAGACGAUUAUUGCGCUCAGUGUAUUGCACAAAGUGCCAGUUGGCACUUUCAACUCUCUCAAAACGGCAAAGCCCGGGAGGACUCGCCAGGACAGGCAGGGCGUGCCCUUAGUCUCUGUCGCGAAUUCCUGCCUGUCAAGGAUAGCUCCAAGGUGAAGUGUGCUGGCUCCGCUGAUUCCGAGGAUGCUGAUGAGGAGGAAGAGGGGGGCAUCGAUAGCCAGCAAUCAGAAGAAGAGGUGGAAAAUUCCUUCAGUCCGUUCAGGUUGCUACAUAAACCCAUCACCAUCUUGAUGGAUUUGUCGUCAAGGACGGUGGAAGACGACACCGCUGUGGAGUACGCAAACUGGGCUCUCAACAGCAAGUGUGAAUUCGACAAAGCCUUCAACAUGUACACAGGCAGCAUUGGGAGAACCGCGGACUCUAUCACCGCGGAAAUCUGCCUGUACUUGGCUACAUACGAGGCCGCAGCAAGUUUCAAGAGCGGCCUCAUGUCGAAGGCGUCGUCUAUUGUCACCUCGUCUAUGAAAUUGACGAAGUACAUGCCGGCUGCGUACAAGCAAGUAAAGGGUUUUGCCUACGACAAGAAAUUCCGUGGAUUGUAG
This is a messenger RNA of Seminavis robusta, 6444 nucleotides long. The record is from the annotation of a GenBank genome assembly. Lineage: Eukaryota; Bacillariophyta; Bacillariophyceae; Naviculales; Naviculaceae.